Messenger RNA from Malus domestica (apple), 2471 nucleotides. RefSeq names its product kinesin-like protein KIN-14U. NCBI's taxonomy places the organism in Eukaryota, Viridiplantae, Streptophyta, Magnoliopsida, Rosales, Rosaceae. Gene Ontology annotation, cellular component: microtubule cytoskeleton. Gene Ontology annotation, molecular function: ATP binding; microtubule binding; microtubule motor activity. Gene Ontology annotation, biological process: microtubule-based movement. The record is from RefSeq and is a predicted model, not a curated record.
AUCUCUGAAAAAAAACAGAAGGAAAUAAAACUGCUUUUACAAUACAGUUUUAGAUCUUGACCACCCAAACAGAAUCUUAAAAACACAUGUUUUCUUUCAUGUUUUUUAUUUUAUUUUAUAUUUUACUGUAACAAAAAACCCUCACCUGCUAACCAGGGUCGUUAGAUUGUUUAAUCAUUGAGAACUCAGAAGUGCUUUUUCUCUCUCUUCAAAGGGUCAGCUGUUGUUGUUGUUCUGUUAGUGGGAAAAAUGUUGAUUUCAGCUGAAAAAAAAAGGGCAGAUCUCGUUGCUUUCAGUUAAUGUGAACGAGUCCUUCCAAUCACGUCGUCUCCGAUGGAAUCAUCUAACGGUCCAGAUUCCACCGAUGGGUUGCCAUCCAUUGACUUUUCGGAUUCUCCUCCUCCUCUUCCCACCAUCUGUACGGACGUCAAUGUCGUCCCUGAGCACGAAAAGAAUGAGCUCCAGCAGUCCAUAUCAAAUCUUGAAGGAGAAAUUGCACAGUUGAAGCAGAAGCAGAAGUUCUUGGAUGAGAAGAGGAGAGAAUCUUUGAACAAGAUUAUAGACAUCAAAGGUAGUAUUCGAGUGUUCUGUCGGGUCCGACCGUUCCUAGUGAUCGACAGGAGAAGAAUCCGGGAACCCAUUUCGGCCGGAUCGGAGAAGAUUGCGGUUAAGACAGCCGGAACAAGAAAAGAAUUUGAUUUUGAUAAGGUUUUUCCACAAGAAACCAGUCAAGAAAAUGUGUUUGCUGAGGUGGAACCAAUUCUCAGAUCUGCACUUGAUGGCCACAAUGUGUGUAUUUUUGCUCACGGCCAAACCGGCACGGGCAAGACAUUUACCAUGGAUGGAACUAGUGAGGAGCCGGGGAUAAUUCCUCGAGCUCUCAAGGAGCUUUUCUGUCAAGCCUCCUUGGACAGCUCGUCCUCUAUUUCCUUUUCGAUGAGCAUGUUGGAAGUUUACAUGGGCAGUCUCAGAGAUCUGCUGUCCCCAAAACCCACCAACAGAACAUACGAAACUGUAACAAGAUGCAAUCUCAACAUUCAAACAGAUCCGAAGGGGACGGUGGAAAUUGAGGGCCUUACAGAAGUCCAAAUUGUCGAUUUUGCUAAAGCUAGGUGGUGGUAUAAUCGGGGGAGACGAGUUAGAUCAACUUCUUGGACGAAUGUCAAUGAGGCGUCUAGCAGGUCUCACUGCUUAACAAGGAUAACCAUAUUUCGGAAUGGGGAUGCUCUGGAAGCUAAAAGGGAAGUGGGUAAACUGUGGAUGGUUGAUCUUGGAGGAAGCGAACGGUUGCUUAAAACGCGGGCAACUGGACUUACACUUGAUGAGGGAAGGGCCAUAAACCUUUCACUUUCCGCCUUGGGUGAUGUCAUUGCUGCUCUACGAAGGAAGCGAGGCCAUGUGCCUUACAGGAACAGCAAGCUGACACAAAUCCUGAAAGACUCCUUAGGUCACGGUUCAAAGGUUUUGAUGCUUGUGCAUGUCAGCCCCUGUGAAGAAGAUGUUGGGGAGACGAUAUGCUCUUUGAGUUUCGCCAAGAGAGCUAGAGCUAUAGAGUGUAACAGGGAAUUAGCAGAGGACUUGAAGAGGCACAGGGAAAAAAGGGUGAAGGAACUCGAAGAAGACAUGAGAGAAGCUGAAGAAGAGUGCCGUAAAGUUAAAAAUCAGAUACAAAAGGUCGAUUUGCUGCUACGCGAAAAUAUAAACCUCUUUGCAGCCACGUAUGGACAUUUGAAAGAUGAGAAGGCCCCCAUUAGUCCCAAAGAAGUUUCGAGGGAAGUUAUAGAAACGCCUCGAAAGCUAGAGAAAGGAAGCAGAGGAAACAACAUUUCAAAUUCUUUGCCUCGGUUCAUGACUUCCACUGCAGCCAGUCGACAAAGGCAAAGCUCUGCAGAAAGAGAAACUGCCGCUAAAGCAAGAAGUUUGAGAUCCGUGGCCAGAAGUUCAAUCCAAUUUACAGCUUCACAGUCAAUGAGUUACUCAGACCCUCAAAUCAAAGCAAUUUUACAAAACUCGAGUAGGAAAUCGCGAUAUGCGCAGGAAGCAGCAGAUACUUUACCGGCAGAGAGCCCGAAGUGCAAUGGCUCGGAAUCAUCCAAGACACGAAGCAAGUUGGUCACUUCGUCCGAUCCAAACUUGAGACCUAUGCUUAGUCGUCAUAGAAGAAGGAUGUCUGAUCUAAUCUAACGGUCUGAGUGUGAAUAAGAUUAAGAUAAUGUGUUAUAUGUUAUAGCAGGAAUAAGAUGAGUGUUCGUGUUUUCGGGUUGUUUUCGGAUUGUUUUCAAGGUUCAUGUACUUGAUAGUUUGAGUUUGUUCCUGCAAGAGUUUUGCAGCUGAGUGUCGUGUGGGGUGGUUCAAAGUUUGAACUUCAAACUUCAACUGGGAUCUGUUAAUUAUUUGUUUACACGAUCCCUAGGUAGUAAAAUGAUCUGAUUAAGGUUGAUGAUUUAUGUUAAGUUAAAUUGUUAACAGAA